AUGGAGAUUAUAGAUUCCGAAAUUAUGGACGUAAUCAAUUCAAUGGAUAGUAAUCAUCCGAUUGUUAUAAAAGACACGGAGAAAAUCGAUAGUAAUCCGAUUAUUAUAAAAGAUACGGAGAAAAUGGAUAGUAAUCCUAAUGUCGUUAAAGAAAGCGCUGACGUUAAAGAGGUUUUGAAAGAAGUCUUAAACAUGGAAGAGAUAACUGCUGAACCUAAGGAUAGAAAUGUAGCAGAUGUAAACGUGGAAGAAGAAUGUCCAAAAUACGACAGCGAAGACUUGAUCAACGAAUAUAUAAAUUCAUGA
Entamoeba invadens IP1 is the source of this 306-nucleotide messenger RNA. RefSeq lists its product as hypothetical. Lineage: Eukaryota; Evosea; Mastigamoebida; Endamoebidae. The transcript has a single exon. The record is from RefSeq and is a predicted model, not a curated record. The coding region runs from base 1 to 306 and encodes 101 amino acids.